Messenger RNA from Candidula unifasciata, 900 nucleotides. The record is from the annotation of a GenBank genome assembly. NCBI's taxonomy places the organism in Eukaryota, Metazoa, Mollusca, Gastropoda, Stylommatophora, Geomitridae.
AUGAUUACAAUAGUGAUAUCAUCAACAAUUCUUUAUCACAUUCCACCUCAUCGGACACCUCAAAUUUGCUGCGACAAAGCAGCCAGGAAUUCCCACACGGAAUUACUAACCCUGUAUUAUAUGAAAGUGUUUCCACCUUCCAUUGAUGAACUGAUCAUGACAACCACCCCGCCAGAAACUGUGACCGACUUUCAUGACUACGAAGUAAAUGAGAUAGAUCCAGAUAGCCAAGGUAUCUAUGAGCCUGCAGGAGUGUUCAUACCUCCUCCAGAUUAUGAGGAAGAAGAGAAAACCUUGAACUUUAACUCCGAAGAUACAGACCAUAGUGAUGGUGCAGAAGAUGAAAAGCGCAAGCCGACAAAGCCAAAAGUUCCAGUGAAAGUCUAUGAAGGUGCAGAUCUUUCUCACUAUCUGAGUGAAGAUGAAGUAGAACAGGAACAAGUCCUUCGAAAUGAUUCCAAAGCCAAGAACACUUUAGGCAAGAAGUCCAAAUCAGCAACCCAGAAACCUAAAAAUUUAUUUAAACAGAACACAUCCAAUAAGAAUAAGCGAAAGAGUAUAGGAAAUGUUCCCACUACGAACAGCGUUCGCAGCUUUAGCUACGCAGAUUCCAAAUUUGGAACCAAAGGCAAAACCAUCACCAAGUCUUUGUCUGCUUCCAACUUAACGGAUGAGAGCGAGAUAUUUCUCAGUGUCAAUUCUGAACAAAGCUCAUACGAAUCUUUCCUGAGGUCCCGCCAUGGCGACCAUGUGCCUUACGAAUCAAACAAUGGCAUCGAUGGCGGUACUGAGGGAGACUCAGGCCCAAGUCUCAGAUACAAGGAUGACACCGUUUGGAAGAAGCUGACAAUGAGGCUGAGGCACAGAGUCAGCAAAAGUCUGGGAUCCAAAGACCAGUGA